Messenger RNA from Olea europaea var. sylvestris, 1443 nucleotides. RefSeq names its product transcription factor MYB52-like. The transcript has 4 exons. Bases 1 to 834 code for a protein of 277 amino acids. Gene Ontology annotation, biological process: regulation of DNA-templated transcription. NCBI's taxonomy places the organism in Eukaryota, Viridiplantae, Streptophyta, Magnoliopsida, Lamiales, Oleaceae. The record is from RefSeq and is a predicted model, not a curated record. Gene Ontology annotation, cellular component: nucleus. Gene Ontology annotation, molecular function: DNA-binding transcription factor activity, RNA polymerase II-specific; RNA polymerase II cis-regulatory region sequence-specific DNA binding.
AUGGUUUGGUUCAUUCACUACCAUAGUAAUAGCUGUAGAAUGCUGAAUUGGAUAAGCAGAAUUGUAUUUGGCUGCAGUUUAGACAGGUUGUUUAGCUCAAAAUACGUAGGGACGGUUUGCACAAUUUUUAACAAAAGUAGGGAUGUUUUGCGCAAAAACAUUGUAAAGGUAGGGAUGUUUUGCUCAGGGGGGGGGGGGGGGGGGGGGGGAUAUAACGUGUCAAAUUUAAUAACAAGAAGACUUAAUUUGUGGCUACCUUCAUCGAUAAUUGCAGGAAAAAGUUGCAGAUUAAGAUGGUUUAACCAGUUGGAUCCAAGGAUUAACAAAAGAUCAUUCACAGAAGAGGAAGAGGAAAGCCUUUUGUCUGCACACAAAAUGUAUGGCAACAAAUGGGCUAUGAUAGCCAAAUUAUUCCCAGGCCGAACUGAUAACGCAGUGAAAAACCAUUGGCAUGUGAUUAUGGCAAGAAAACACAGAGAUCAAAACCAUUUUUACAGAAGAAAAAAACCCUUUUUUUCACAGGUCCAAAAUAAUGAAGGCAGUGAAUCAACAAUUUCCAGCAAUUUUGGUCAUGUCCAGCAGAUAAAUUUAUUGGAGCCUCUUAUGAGAAGCAGCGUCAUCCAGGGUAAUAAUCAGGUGUAUAGCAAAGGGCAUGUAACAAAUGCUGCAAAUGUGGAUCAAUCAGGUCACUCAGAAUCAAAUUCUGAAGUUUCUGCAUCAGAAUCAGUAGCCAACAACAGGGCCAAUCUCCUCUUGUUUGGAGAAAACGAGAAUGGAAUAUUUAACAAGAAAAACAUGGCAUUCAUUGAUUUUCUUGGGGUGGGAAGCUCAUAAAAGGAAUUUUUAGUGUGGGGUCCAGGUCCUAGACUCCUAGUUUGAGAGAACUUUAAAGGAAGAAUGGUGUAAGAGCACGUUGAGCUCCUGCUUACUAAAAAGUACCUUUUGAGGUCCUUAUUUAAGUAUUAUGACUGAAUACUUCACAAAAAUGCUGAAUGAGUUUUCUUUCAAGUGAGCUGAACAUUCUUUAAAAAGGAACAUAAAAUGUGGAUUUUGCAGGAAAUUAAGAGGCCCUUAAAAAGUGUGCUGAUGAAAGUAAUCAAGGAAAAGAAAGAUGUUUAUCUGACUGUUAGUUAAUGAAAAUUGCCCAUAUGUUUUCUAAUGGCCUUUUGGUACUCUCUGUUGACCAUAUGUACAGGGAAUGUGUCUUUAAAUGCCUCUCUCUGUGUCUUGUUGCACAUCUCUCCCCUUUUCCCUGUGUGAGUAGAGAAGGGAAGUGUGGGCUGUCAAAAUGAGACGGUGUUGGGAUUGUUCAGCAUGUAAAAGGCCCUGUUUUGGGUGGGCCCAUUUUGAUUUGAAAAACUAUUUUAUUCUUUGAUUAAAAUUUUUCCAAGUUCUGAGAGAGAGUACAUUAAUCUAGCCCUAGAACCAAGGGUUAGUGAUCUU